AUGAAGGCAGCUGACCAGACAUUAGACGGAUCCCUCACCAAAAUCCUGCUCGACCUGAUUUUAGACAUAAAUGUGUCAGGUUCCACUCACCGCUCCGUCCAGAUGAGCGGCGAACAGCCUCCUCCGUACCGCCCUCAUUUCCCUGAGGGACCGCCGGCCCCCGGCUACCCUCCAGGUUCGUCUGCCACACCUGCAGCCUUCCCCGGUUCGCCAUACCAGACCUUCCCUCAGACCUACGCAGGUGGAGGAGACCACUCUUUCUACCAUGGGCCCCCAAUGCCACCGGGGCCACAGGGGCCACCUGGGCCCCCAGGGGCAUUCAUGACUCAGCCUGGGUUGCAAGGAUACCAAUGCGGUCCCCCGGGGGCCGCCUAUCACUGGGAAGGCGCGAAGCCGUACGGAGAGCCGCCAAAACAAACGGUGUUCGUGGUGGAGCAGAAGGAUCAAGGUGGUGGUGCUGAGGAGUCGUGUCUGGCGGCCUGUUCAGCUGCUCUGUGCUGCUGCUGCCUCUGGGACAUGUUGACCUCUCACUUCUGCUGACCUCUGACCUCUGACCUUCACCUUCAUUGAGUCUCCCAUCAAGCAGCGGAGCCGCCAUGACGACACCAACACUUGGAAUCUGAUUAUUAGAAUUAUGGGUGUAUCAAUAGAACUGAUAUGGCACCGCCAAUGUCCCCCAGUGGCCACUCGCAGUACUGCAACAAAAAAAUCACAGUAAAAGAGACGUCUGUAAAACCGUUGGCGCGACUCUUCCAACUGCAAACAAGAUCCAAUUUUAGUCUAUUUCCAAGUUUUGAUCCAUGGAAGUUUUAUAUUUGUAAAACUUCCCUAGAGCCUAGGAAAGUGA
Molecule: messenger RNA, 847 nt
Organism: Xiphias gladius (swordfish)
Lineage: Eukaryota; Metazoa; Chordata; Actinopteri; Istiophoriformes; Xiphiidae
Product: cysteine-rich and transmembrane domain-containing protein 1-like
Exons: 5
Coding region: 1-540 (179 amino acids)
Cellular component (GO): extracellular exosome
Source: RefSeq, a predicted model, not a curated record